AGGUCGUCUGCUGGAUUUGGUUUUGAACGACAAGAGCGAGCGGGAGCGGGGUUGGAUUCAACCAGCAGAGCAGUGUUGUGGUGUCCCGAUGGCGGCAGACAUUGUUGCGCAGUUGGCCGACUCUCUGGCCAAGACUGGCGUAGAGGAAGGAGAGCUGAGCUUCAAAGGUCAGGGAAGAAAGCUGGAUAAUGCCAAAUCAGUGGAGGAGAUUGUGGUGGAGAUCCAGAACUUCGAGGGCUUGCAGGCUCUGAGGUUGGAGGGAAACACUGUAGGUGUGGAGGCAGCACAGGCCAUCGCCAAAGCCCUAGAGACAAAGAGCGAGCUCAAGCGCUGUUACUGGAGUGACAUGUUCACCGGUCGCCUCCGUUCUGAGAUCCCACCUGCCUUGAAUGCACUGGGUGACGCUGUGAUGCUGGCUGGUGCCAGGCUGACUGUUUUAGACCUCAGUGAUAACGCCUUCGGACCAGAUGGGGUGAAAGGCAUCGAGAAGUUGCUCAAGAGCACCGCCUGCUACACUUUACAGGAGCUACGGCUCAACAACUGUGGCAUGGGCAUCGGAGGUGGGAAGAUCUUGGCUGCUUCAUUGAUGCAGUGCCACAAAAAAUCUAGUUCAGAGGGUGCCCCCCUCAGCCUGAAGGUAUUUGUUGCUGGGAGGAACCGCCUGGAGAACGAUGGAGCCACCGCCCUUGCUCAAGCCUUCCAGUUGAUGGGCAGCCUGGAGGAGGUUCACAUGCCCCAGAAUGGCAUCAAUCACCCUGGUGUAACAGCUCUGGCCACAGCAAUGCAGCACAACACAGGCCUCCGUAUCCUCAACCUCAACGACAACACCUUCACUGAGAAGGGGGCUAUCGCCAUGGCUCAGGCCCUGAAACACCUUCGCAGCAUCCAGGUGAUAAACUUUGGAGACUGUCUGGUGCGGCCAGCAGGAGCCAUUGCUAUUGCAGAAAGUGUAUCAGAGGGACUGCCAAUCCUCAAGGAACUCAAUCUGUCGUUUGGCGAGAUUACAGAAGAAGCUGCCCUGGCUGUGGCCCACGCAGUAAAGGACAAGAACCAGCUGGACAAACUGGACCUAAAUGGUAACUGUCUAGGAGAGGAUGGAUGCAAAGCUCUGAAAGACUGCAUGGAAGGCAUGAAGAUGGGAGAGCUUCUAGGAUCACUCAGUGACGAUGAGGGCGAGCCAGAAGAUGACGAUGACGACGAAGAUGAAGAUGAGGAAGAGGAUGACGAGGAAGUGGAUGAGGAGGAAAUAGAGGAGGAAGAAGAAGAGGAGGAGGAGGAGGAAGAGGAUAGCAGUAGCAUCAAGUUAUCCACACCUGCAUCAGCACCCCGGCCGCCAGACGUCUCCUCCUUCCUCAGCUUUCCGUCCCCGGACAAGCUGCUCAAACUGGGAGCCAAGAGAGCGUUGCUGAUCGAGCAGCAGGUGGAUGUGUCAGAUGCUGCAAAAACAGCUGAAGCCUUCCUCAAGAUUUCAUCUGUGUACAAGGAGGAGAAUAACGAGGUUAAGAAUGCCGUGUUGGACAGCAUAGAUGCCCUUCUCAGGAAAGCUUUUGCUACUCCUUCCUUCCAAGGCUACAGCUUCGUAUCAUCUUUGUUAGUGCUGCUCGGACUUCUCAAGAGUGAGGACAAGGUGAAGCCUGUGCUCGUGGUUCCCGGACACCUCCACGCCUUGGAGCACGUCGUUCGACAGGACUACUUCCCCAAAGAGAACGUGGCUGUGCUGCAGGCCUUCAUGUCCCGGUAAGGACGUGACAGAAUCAGCAGGCAUCUUGCAGAAACAACAAAGCCCUGGAGUCAUGUGGCAGUGCCAGAAACAGCCUCCAGUCCACACUGCAGAGGGUCAGGUCCGAGGGCUGAGGGCUGUGGAAAGACACACACACACACACACAAAAAAAACACACACACAGACUGAACACUGAUGGACCUUUGAGAAACCAGCACAAAUGAGCUCAUAUUUGAAGCAGAGCAGCACGUAAGAUGAACAGACUCCACUCAGACACACUUGGCUGGUUCAAAAUCGUCCUUCACAAGCUCAGCAGCACACCUCUUUCUGGACUCUGGACUGGACUUGAAUGCUUUGUGUUUUGAAGUAGACUAUGCGCUUAUGGUGUGGACUAACUGAAGCGCUUCAUAUUCGCUCAUAUAACCACAGGACAGUGCUGACCACUUUGUCUUAACGCUCUUAGUAUUCAGGUGAAUAGGAAAAGGCCUCAUUCCACACAUAACCGUAGAUCUGUGAGUCGUCUCCUGGUCACUUCCACCUGAUUGGCUGAGGCACAGAUUACACUUCAGUGCGAACUAGAAAAGCGCUGACGAGAACUGAUCUGGGCUUGAGGCAUCAGCUGUUGUACAUUUUAUAUUUCAUAUCUACCUUUGCUAUUUUGUUGUUUUAUAUUAAAUGUAUAUUAAAGUCAAUGACAUGGUCAAACAAUGUUAAAAUAUGUGUUGACCGAUAAAUAUUCUCAAAACUAGACUUACAAGUACACUAGAACAAUCACAAGGGUUGAAAUAAGUUAAAAUGUAUUUCCUGCCUCUAAUGAGGCGCAAGGUGCUGUGUUUUUGGAUUGUGUUGUGAAAAUAAAGCUGAUUUGAGUGUUGGA
This is a messenger RNA of Chelmon rostratus (copperband butterflyfish), 2597 nucleotides long. RefSeq names its product RAN GTPase activating protein 1a (gene rangap1a). Gene Ontology annotation, cellular component: nucleus; perinuclear region of cytoplasm; cytosol. The record is from RefSeq and is a predicted model, not a curated record. The coding region runs from base 89 to 1741 and encodes 550 amino acids. The transcript has 16 exons. NCBI's taxonomy places the organism in Eukaryota, Metazoa, Chordata, Actinopteri, Chaetodontiformes, Chaetodontidae. Gene Ontology annotation, molecular function: GTPase activator activity; small GTPase binding. Gene Ontology annotation, biological process: signal transduction; nucleocytoplasmic transport; activation of GTPase activity.